Tinamus guttatus (white-throated tinamou) is the source of this 1390-nucleotide messenger RNA. The record is from RefSeq and is a predicted model, not a curated record. NCBI's taxonomy places the organism in Eukaryota, Metazoa, Chordata, Aves, Tinamiformes, Tinamidae.
AUGGGAAGAGAGAGAAAAGGAAAAGCAAGGGCAAUAGAAGAGAGAGGCGUAAUUGACUUUGAGCACUGCCAAGCGCCCGCUGCAGGAGGUUGCCGCGGCGCCGGGAGCAGGAGCGCGGCAGAGGCGCGCGCGGAGCCGCCCCCCGCCUUGGCCCGCGCGCUGCCGGCUCUCCGCGCGCACCGCCGGGCCCGUCCCGCCUUCUCCCAACGGCCGCGCCUCGCACCUGUGCGCGCCCCGCAGCCGCGCCUCGCCCGCCGCUCCUCCGGAGCAAAGGUGGCCCCGCAGCAGCGCCCGAGCACCGGCCCCUCCGCGCAGGGCGCGUGUACGAGCACGCGCCAGCUUGAGCGCUCGCCUCCGCGUGUCCUCUGCCUACUGCCGAAAGCAUCUCCCUGUCCUCCUCCUGACGAACACUCACUAGAGUCGUCAAAGAAUAAGGUUUUAAGAAAUGCUGUACAUGUUGACGAAGCUGACGUGGAAAAGUGUGUUAGAGAUAUAAUGAAAGAAAAGAAAAUUGAGCAGAGGAAUACAGGGUUUAAGACAAAGCUGCAUAUAUGCUUGUUGCAGAUAUCAGGAUAUAAGAAACUUUAUUUGAGUGUGGAAAGUCUGAGAAAGGUCCCUUAUGAUUCAGAUAACAAAGAGCACGAGGAACAGUUAAUUGAGCUCUGGAAUUUGCUCAUGCCUCAUGAGAGCCUGAAGGCCAGAAUCAGCAAGCAGUGGUGUGACAUUGGCUUCCAAGGUGAUGAUCCCAAAACAGACUUCAGAGGAAUGGGCAUGCUAGGAUUAAUGAAUCUGGUGUAUUUUAGUAAACAUUACACUGAAGAAGCUCGUCAGAUCCUUUCUCGUUCAAACCACCCAAAGCUGGGAUACUCUUAUGCAAUAGUGGGAAUCAACCUGACAGAAAUGGCAUACAGCUUGCUUAAGAGUGGUGCUCUAAAGCCUCAUCUGUACAACGCUGUCUCCGGGUUGCCACAACUGGAGCACUUCCAUCAGUUCUACUGUUAUCUAGUUUAUGAGUUUGACAAGUUCUGGUUUGAAGAAGAACCAGAAAGCAUUAUGCACUUCAACCAGUACAGAGAGAAAUUCCAUGAAAAAAUUAAGGGACUCCUUCUGGAUUAUGAUGUCAUACUGACCUUAAGAAGUCCAGCAAAACCAUAACCUGCUCUGUAGUCUGUCAGAUUCUGCAUUAAAAAUGGAAUUAUGCAUUUGGAUGGAAGUUUUGCAUAUUUGGCCAAAAACUGUCUAACAAUGGAACUUGUUUAACAUAAAAAAAUCAAAAUUUCGAUUACGGACGCUUGGACAAUCAACCUCUGUUUACAGCUCUUUAUAUGCUAUUCUCCAAAGGACUAUCUUUGUUCAUUUUUUAAGCAUAACUCAAAAGUCUAAAGAUCCU